This is a messenger RNA of Morus notabilis, 2717 nucleotides long. Its product is annotated as interactor of constitutive active ROPs 2, chloroplastic. The transcript is spliced from 7 exons. NCBI's taxonomy places the organism in Eukaryota, Viridiplantae, Streptophyta, Magnoliopsida, Rosales, Moraceae. The record is from RefSeq and is a predicted model, not a curated record. Bases 441 to 2408 code for a protein of 655 amino acids.
GAAGAAGAGCGUUAAGCUACAUUAGACGUUUUUGUCUCUCUCUCUCUAAAGUCUCUCGCUCUACUCCCACAACCACUGACAAAAACAAGACAGGUAAAGAGGAGAGAGAAAAAGAAAAACUCUCUCUCACUUGGGCAGUGAGCACAGGAAAAAAAAAAAAAAAAUCAGCUUCAUCAGAAACUUAACACUACCAAACCAAACACCCACAAAAACCACUUUUUUCCCUAUGCUGAGACAACAGUAAUACCCACUACCACUUCACUACUAAGUCCAAAAAGUAGGGUUUUUCAAGACCAAAGACCAAAGGGCCAAUCUUCAGAGAGGAAGCUGAAACAGAGAUUUAUCCUCAACUGGGUCUUGUGGGUCAGGGCGUAUUUUAAAGAGGACCUCAUCAAUCUUCGUACAAUAUAUAUUUUUUCACUGUGGGAGAUUUAGAAGAAAUGCAGACACCAAAAUCAAAAGCUGGUUCUUUGGAAGUGCCUCAAAGGAAAUCUCUAGCAACACCGCGAACUGCGCGCCAACUCAAGACGUCAGGAUCAGAUGCCGAUUCGGUCUCAUCUCCUAACAAGGCAACAAGGACUCCGAAAUCUAGUCCCAAAGUCCUCGACCGUAAAUCGCCCCGGAGUCCUGUAUCUGAGAAGCAGAGGUCGAACAGAAUUUCCGAAUUAGAGUCGCUGCUCGCUCAACUCCAGGAGGAUCUGAAGAAGGCGAAGGACCAACUGAACUCGGCGGAGUCAUGGAAGAGACAAGCCCAGCAGGAGGCUGAAGAAGCCAAGAGCCAGAUGCUGGCAAUGUCCGCGAAACUUGAGGAGUCGCAGCAGCAUCUGAUGGAGCUAUCUACGUCCGAGGAUGACCGCAUUCAGGAGCUCCGUAAGCUCUCCCAGGAGCGAGACAAGGCGUGGCAGUCCGAGCUCGAGGCUGUCCAGAAGCAGCAUUCCAUGGAUUCCUCUGCUUUUGCUUCCGCCAUGAAUGAAAUUCAGAAGCUCAAGGCGCAGCUGGAGAGGGUGGCUGAUUCCGAGGCCAACCAGAGCAGGCAUGUGGAGUCUGCGCAUGCUGAGGUCGAGAAUUUAAGGCUGGAGCUGUCCGAAACUCUCGAUCUUGUGCAGAAGCUGAGGGUCGAACUCGGGGAUUGCAAGGAAUCUGAAGCUCGGGCCAUGGAAGUAGUCAGCAAGACUCAGGCACAGUUGGAAGCCGCGAAUUCGACCAUAGAAAUGCUGCGCAAAGACGGGAUGAAAUCAAUGGAGUCUUUUAACUCCUUGUCUGCAGAGCUCGAGCAGUCGAAAACUCGAGUUAAGUCUUUGGAGGGUCUUGUGAGCAAACUCCAGGCGGAACUGAUCAAUGGCAGCAGCCAAAACCGCAGAGAAAGUGAAGAACUGAAUGAGCUAAAAUCUGAGCUUAGCUCCGCGAAAUCAGAAGUUGCUCAGUUGAGAUCGGCGCUAGACGCAGCGGAGAUGCGUUAUCAGGAAGAGUUUAUCCGAAGCACAUUGCAGAUUAGAAAUGCUUAUGAACAGUUUGAGCGUACAAAGUCUGAGUCGGUGCAGAAAGAGGCUGAAUUGGUAGCGGAAUUGAAGCAAGCUAAGGGGAGUAUCGAAGAGUUGAAAGCUAGAUUAAUGGAUAAAGAAACCGAAUUGCAGAGUAUUUCAGAGGAAAACGAAGGAUUGAGGUUGAAAAUCGGGAAGAAUCUGUUGGGGCAAUGCGAGGAAUCUGAACUCGCGGCGGGGUUGAAGAAGUCGGAGGCUGUUUUGGCCGAGCUGAAGGCCAGUUUGUUGGACAAGGAGACACAGUUGCAGAGUAUAAGUGAAGAAAAUGAGAUGCUAAAGAUGGAGAUCAAGAGGAAGGAGAAUGAGGCAAGUAGAGUUGAUGAGGAAGCCGUUGAGGCAGCUAGGGCCGCUGAGAGAGAGGCUUUAAUGAAGCUUGGAUACGCAACGGAGGAGGCCAACAAGAACGGAAGGAGGGCUGCGCGGGUGACUGAGCAGCUAGAUGCGGCGCAGGCUGCAAAUUCGGAGAUGGAAGCAGAGUUGAGAAGGUUAAAGGUCCAGUCGGAUCAGUGGAGGAAGAGUAUUUCAGAGGAAAACGAAGGAUUGAGGUUGAAAAUCGGGAAGAAUCUGUCGGGGCAAUGCGAGGAAUCUGAACUCGCGGCGGGGUUGAAGAAGUCGGAGGCUGUUUUGGCCGAGCUGAAGGCCAGUUUGUUGGACAAGGAGACACAGUUGCAGAGUAUAAGUGAAGAAAAUGAGAUGCUAAAGAUGGAGAUCAAGAGGAAGGAGAAUGAGAGGACAGGGUCCCUUGACAGCGCCUACAACCCGAUGGACUCGCCGUACUCAGAAGACAUGGAUGAUGACUCGCCAAAGAAGAAAAAUGGAAACAUGUUGAAGAAGAUUGGUGUUUUAUGGAAGAAGGGCCAGAAGUAGUAGUGGAAACUAAGCAGGCGUUUUGGAGGAUGCAAAAUAAAAAAAAAAAAAAAACUAAGCUCAUUUUGCAGAUUGUAUAGAGGAGGUGUUAUGUAUUUUGCUUUGGACUUGGGAGAGAAAUGGCAAAGGAUAGUGUAUUUGGUUAUCUUUUUUAGAAUUGCUCCCCAUCAAGGGAAUUAUGUGGAAACAGAAAGAAGCAGUUUUUAGUUCUUGUAUUUGAGAUUGUGAUUUCAACAAGACUCAUAAUAUGUGUACCACUUUUGCCAAUUUCCAUGGUGUAUAAUAAUUAGAUAUGAUGUCCUUUUCUGU